CUGGCCAGCUUCGCGUUUCGAGAGAGCUCCGGACCCGUAUGCACACUCGUUUGAAAGGAUUAAUUGUAUGGGCUGUCUCACUUUUAUUAAAGGAGGUUCACGUUAAUCUAAAUAGAUUCCAACGCAAUGGCAAAUAUUAUAACGUUUCAAACGCAAAUCGCCUCAGUUAUGGAAGUACUCGCAAACGCCGCUGUGGCAGAAAUCUGCAAACUUGUUGAGGACAGCUAUACCGAAUUACAGCUUGAAAUAUCCCAAACGCAAAAGGAGAAUAACCUCCUUAAAAAGAAAUUAAAAGUGAUAGAAAUUCGGGAUUCGUUUUAUCGAAGAGCGCAUAAACUAAGAAGCGAAUCGACUGCCUUGACAAAAACAGGUGUUCAGGAAAAAACAUCAGGUCGAAUUAGUGUGAAAAUCUCUUCGCUGUGUAUUGAGGAUAGGGAUGAGGAUGCAUCUGCUCGCUCCUGUACAGUCUCGCAUCUUCAACCCGAAAGACCAGACCAGUCUGUAGGGGAUAACGAGCCAGAUGUUUUGCUUAUUAAAGAAGAGAGACCUGGCAAUGUGAGGUGUGAACAAUCAGAAAGAGAAACACAGACGACUGAAAAUCAUAAAGAUGACAGCCAGUACAGGAGUGCAGGAGUCUAUGUAACAGUCCACAGAGAUAACUUCAUUGAUCAGAACACAGUCCAGCACUGCCAUCAAGAGUCUGUAGAGGAUGAUGAGCCAGAUGUUCUCAUUAUUAAAGAGGAGAGACCUGACAACAUGAGGUGUGAACAGUCUGAAAGAGAAACAGAGACUGCUGAAAAUUACGAUACACAGUAUGGGAGUGCAGGAGGAGUUUUUGCAACAGUCCACAGGGAUAACUUCAUAGACCAGGACACGGUCCAGCACUGCCAUCAAGAGAGCAAUGGAAUGCAACCUGAUCUCCUUGAGGAUGAAAACCUAGAAGUGAAUGAUAUAGGUGAAACCAGAAUGGAGAGACGCUGCGAUGGCGACGCAGGGACUAACGUGCAGUCUGUCCCUUCAUAUCCCUCAUGGGUUUCCAGGAGAUUUGACCCUACCACAAAUCAUCCCUCCUAUACUGAAUCUAAAUGCAACGGAGGACCUGUGAAUCAGUACUUGAUGUACAGAGGGAGCGCAGAUCCCAUGUGUUCCUAUGCAGCUCCAAUGGACUCUAGUGACUUGUCAGUGCCUGAUUUGGAAGGUCAUUUAACACACGGUGAUGAAGGUAACAACAUUUCUCAAUCCGAACAGUCCCCUUUCACACCGUGCUUUUCUUUCAAACAGUCAGACUCUCCUCAGAUGCAAAGGAAAGACAAGUUUAUGUGUAAACAUUGUGGAAAAGCGUUCUCUCAACCCAGCACUCUCCUCUUGCAUCAAAAACUUCAUAACAGGGAGAGACUACACCACUGUACACUCUGCGGUAAGCGAUUUAGUCAGGCGUCCAGUCUGAAAAGACACCACAGCAUCCACAGAGGAGAAAAACCGUUCAGAUGCGUGCAUUGUGGCAAGCAGUUUGCAGAUCAAAGUAACCUUAAAAAACAUGUGACUGUUCACACCGGGGAAAAGCCUUAUGGCUGUAAUCUUUGUGGGAAGAUGUUCAACCAGUCUUCAAACCUCAAAACACAUAUGAGGAUCCACACACGUGAGAAGCCUUUUGGUUGCGAUCGAUGUGGACGGAUGUUUGCACACAAGUAUAUUUUGGUGAAACACCAACAGAGAAUGUGUGUGUCCAGUGUUGGGGGUAACGCAUUACAAGUAACCCGAGUUACAUAAUAUUAUUACUUUUUCCAAGUAACUAAUAAAGUAACGCAUUACUUUUUAAUUGACAAGAAAAUAUCUGAGUUACUGAGUAUUACUAAUAUCUGAGUUACUUUUCCCCCAUUUAUUAAACUCUCCUAUCCCCAUGUUGAGAGAAAUUGACAUUAAGAUGUUAGUUUUAAAAGAAAUGUGAACAUGCAUUAAUUCAUCUCACUCACAAAAAACAGAUUCAGUAUUCCUCAAAAUGAAUAAAAACUGUGAAAUUCAACUCAUAAUAUGUUAAAUAAUACAAAUAUACUUACGUGAAGAUGUGAAUUUACUUUUCUCAAAACCAAAAAUAGAACUUUCUAUAUUAAAAACAAACAAGCAAGCCCUGCCCAGAUUUAAAAGUAACGCAAAAGUAAAGUAACGCAUUACUUUCCAUAAAAAGUAACUGUUACAUUACUUUUUUAGCGAGUAACUCAAUAUUGUAAUGCUUUACUUUUAAAAGUAACUUUCCCCAACACUGUGUGUGUCUACUGGACAAUUCUAGACUUCACAAGAUGCAUUGGUGCACAUUAUUCCAAAUAAUUCAAAAGAGGCUUUAUUAUCAAAUGUACUAAUGGAAACCUUUUUUUUUUUUUAUUUUGGGGGGUUAGCAUCAGCUGCUUCCCACAAACCACCUGGUUCCAUUCUGAAAUACCGCUUAUGAUGAUCCAGAUCCUUCCCAAUGAAUAAAAUCAAGUCUUUACAUUUUUUUUCUCAUUGAAAAUCCUGUCUUACUGAGAAAUGCAUUAGGUUUCAGAAGUAAACUGGGUUGCAAUCAGCCUUUCAUGUUGAAUCGUGUUCAUGUUUAAGUUUCCCUAGCUAUGUUACAGUGUACAGUAGAUGACACUCAGAAACAUUAGCCUUUAAAUACCAUCUUGAAAAAUAACAUCUACACUAACUGGAAGAAAUCUGAAUAACUAUUGUAUACAUUUUAACUUUAAAAGGUGACUUGUGUAAACGAUAUUAUGUAUCAGUGUUAUCGGUGACUUUAUUGUUAAUAAAUUAGCAUUAAACCGCUGUGUACUUUUAA
Molecule: messenger RNA, 2812 nt
Organism: Labeo rohita (rohu)
Lineage: Eukaryota; Metazoa; Chordata; Actinopteri; Cypriniformes; Cyprinidae
Product: zinc finger protein 184
Exons: 8
Coding region: 127-1770 (547 amino acids)
Biological process (GO): regulation of transcription by RNA polymerase II
Cellular component (GO): nucleus
Molecular function (GO): DNA-binding transcription factor activity, RNA polymerase II-specific; RNA polymerase II cis-regulatory region sequence-specific DNA binding
Source: RefSeq, a predicted model, not a curated record